CUCGGACGGCCCGACAACCUUGACCAAUAAAAAGAGGCUGAUGUACCUAGCCCGUAUGGUCCUAGCGUCUAACAGUGGCAUUGGAUAUUGAGUGCCUCAAGCAUACUUUGAUCGCACCCAUGCAUUAGAUAAAGUGGAUUAUGGCUACCUCCCAAAGCAGACAAGUGUUUGAGUUCACUGAAAUUGACAAGAUCUACCCCGCAUUGUUAAACCUCCGACGCCCAACCUUACUGUUAAACACUAAAAUCACUCAUGACCACCUAAGGCCCCUUAAGAAACUCGCGCAAGAUUUAAAGGCCGGUGCGCAAGCACUCGAAAAUGCAUAUAAACUAGGAACUGGUUAUGAUGAUCUGGCUGUGGUCCUCCUGGAGCCAAGCGAUAAGGCGGACACUCACUGCUUUGACGAUAUGCUCAACGCCUCAACGGCUUUAAGGGCAGUUGAUUCAUCUCUAUGCCAUACAUUCGAUGGGCAGCGUAGUAUCCAGAACACAAUUAUCUUGGAUAUCCGGGCAUUUCGAAGCGAUUCAAUUCGUCGAACACAGCAUGGUUCAGACAAACUUAGAGCUGACGAGCUUGCCUAUACCGCCUUCGAACAGAUACUCUGCGAUCUAAAACCAGAUGUUAUCCUUGUCUGUCAAUACCAAACUAAUAUGAAUGAAGUGGGGAACUAGUUUGCUCAGCAGGUUUGUUCAUUAAUCGACGAGGCUACGGAUAUAAGCAUGCUUCGCCUUCCAAGGACUCAACAUGAAUUAGUGAUAGUGAAGGGUUUUCACCUAAUGUAUCUUGAGUACAUGCGUGAGGCGC
Molecule: messenger RNA, 804 nt
Organism: Aspergillus novofumigatus IBT 16806
Lineage: Eukaryota; Fungi; Ascomycota; Eurotiomycetes; Eurotiales; Aspergillaceae
Exons: 2
Coding region: 141-671 (176 amino acids)
Source: RefSeq, a predicted model, not a curated record